Messenger RNA from Phycomyces blakesleeanus NRRL 1555(-), 1098 nucleotides. RefSeq lists its product as hypothetical. Gene Ontology annotation, molecular function: 3-hydroxyisobutyrate dehydrogenase activity; NAD binding; NADP binding. The transcript has 5 exons. Gene Ontology annotation, biological process: L-valine catabolic process. Bases 1 to 1098 code for a protein of 365 amino acids. Gene Ontology annotation, cellular component: mitochondrion. NCBI's taxonomy places the organism in Eukaryota, Fungi, Mucoromycota, Mucoromycetes, Mucorales, Phycomycetaceae. The record is from RefSeq and is a predicted model, not a curated record.
AUGUCUCUUUCUGUACUCUUCAGAACACUCUCCGUCAGACCUUCUCAGUUGUGCGUUUCUCGCGCUGUUGGUGGUCAGUGCAAGUCUCACUGCUCUAACCACCAGUGCAGGUCUGGCUGCUGUACCCAUAAAUGUACACCUGCUUGCACUAGCCAUCGUCUUUUUUCCACCGCACUACCAAAUGCAAACCGAAGCAAGACAGUUGGAUUCAUCGGUCUUGGUCAAAUGGGUUAUGGUAUGGCCAACAAUCUGGCUACAAAAUCAAUCGAUCCAUUGUUGGUCUAUGAUGUGAACCAAGACGCGGUCCAGAAAUUUAUCGAGACUCAUCCCAACGCCCGAGCAGCCUCUAGUCCAGGAGAUAUUGCAGAACAGGCUGCGACUGUCAUCACUAUGCUCCCAGAGUCUAGUCAUGUCGAGAGUGUGUACAAGGCAAUGAGGGAUGCGGUUGACAAAGACAGUAUUCUGGUUGACUCUAGUACAAUUGAUGCGGAUGUUUCUCGCCGGGUUGCCGCAGAUAUUAUGAGCAAGAAUGCUACUGCUUUUGAUGCUCCUGUUAGUGGUGGUACUCUGGGCGCUAAUGCAGGCACACUGACUUUUAUGGUUGGUGCCCCGUCCCUGGAAAGCUUUGAAAAAGUAAAGCCGGUUCUUUGUCAUAUGGGCCACAACGUUGUGUACUGUGGCUGCAAUGGGUCCGGGCAGGUAGCUAAGCUUUGCAACAACAUGCUUCUCGGCAUUUCGAUGAUCGGUGUCUCCGAGGCCAUGCUGCUCGGCACCCGUCUUGGUAUGGACGCUCACCUUUUGGCUUCGAUCCUGAACACUUCUACUGGUCGGUGCUGGAGUUCAGAUACAUACAACCCACAUCCUGGUGUCAUUCCUACCGCACCGUCCGGCAAGGACUACAAGGGUGGGUUCAGCAACAAGCUGAUGGCCAAGGAUCUUCGGAUUGCCAUGAAAGCUGCCAAAGACGCAUCUGCCGAUCCGGUGCUUGGAACUGUGGCAGCACAGAUCUACAACCAGCUGUCGGUCACAAAAGAUUUUGACUCGUUAGACUUUUCGAGUGUGUACAAGGUAUAUUUUAAAAAUAAAAUAGAUAGAUAA